Molecule: messenger RNA, 327 nt
Organism: Cladophialophora yegresii CBS 114405
Lineage: Eukaryota; Fungi; Ascomycota; Eurotiomycetes; Chaetothyriales; Herpotrichiellaceae
Exons: 2
Coding region: 1-327 (108 amino acids)
Source: RefSeq, a predicted model, not a curated record
AUGAUUUACGAACUCCGCAUCUACACGACCCUCCCUGGCCGCAUGCCAAACCUGCUCGCGAGAUUCGAGAACCACACGCUCAGGAUCUGGGAGAAACAUGGGAUCAAGCAGUUGGGGUUCUGGACGACGCUCGUGGGGCCCGAUGCCAACGACCUGACCUACAUGCUGGCGUGGGAAUCUCUUGCCGAUCGGGAGCAGAAGUGGAAUGCUUUUUUCAACGACCCGGAGUGGAUUGAAGCCAGAGCCAACAGCGAGAAGGAUGGGCAAAUCAAUGCCAAGGUCGCGAGCAGCUUCUUGGUGCCGACGAAGUUCUCGGCCAUUCAGUGA